Messenger RNA from Microtus oregoni (creeping vole), 1452 nucleotides. RefSeq names its product carboxypeptidase B2 (gene Cpb2). Gene Ontology annotation, biological process: fibrinolysis; proteolysis. The transcript has 11 exons. Gene Ontology annotation, molecular function: metallocarboxypeptidase activity; zinc ion binding. The coding region runs from base 65 to 1333 and encodes 422 amino acids. The record is from RefSeq and is a predicted model, not a curated record. NCBI's taxonomy places the organism in Eukaryota, Metazoa, Chordata, Mammalia, Rodentia, Cricetidae.
UGCAAUCAGUUAUCUGGGACGUUCUCCCUUGGAGAGUCUUGUUGCUCAGCAAGCCACUGUUGGGAUGAAGCUUUAUGGCCUUGGAGUCCUGGUAGCCAUCCUUCUCUGUGAGCAGCAUGGCCUGGCCUUUCAGAGCGGCCAGGUUUUAUCUGCUCUUCCCAGAACCUCCAGGCAAGUUCAAGUUCUUCAGAAUCUUACAGCAACCUAUGAGGUCGUUCUCUGGCAGCCAGUGACAGCUGAAUUCAUCGAAAAGAAAAAGGACGUCCAUUUUUUUGUGAAUGCAUCUGACGUCAACAGCGUUAAAGCCCAUUUGAAUGUGAGCAGGAUUCCAUUUAGCGUCCUGAUGAAAGAUGUGGAGGAUCUAAUCCGGCAGCAGAUUUCCAACGACACAGUCAGCCCCCGGGCCUCCUCAUCUUACUACGAACAGUAUCACUCGCUGGGUGAGAUCUAUUCCUGGAUAGACGUUAUAACUGAACGGUAUCCUGACAUGCUCCAGAAAAUCUACAUUGGCUCAUCAUAUGAAAAGCACCCACUUUAUGUUUUAAAGGUUUCAGGAAGGAUGCCAAGAGCAAAAAAUGCCAUAUGGAUUGACUGUGGAAUCCAUGCGAGAGAGUGGAUCUCACCUGCUUUCUGCCUGUGGUUCAUAGGCUAUGUAACCCAGUUCUACGGGAAGGAAAAGCUGUAUACCAGUAUUCUGAGGCACGUGGAUUUCUACAUUAUGCCAGUGAUGAACGUGGACGGCUAUGACUACACAUGGAAAACGAACCGAAUGUGGAGAAAGAACCGUUCUGUCCACAAGAACAACCAAUGUGUGGGCACAGACCUGAACAGGAACUUCGCUUCCAAACACUGGUGUGAGGAAGGAGCCUCAAGCUUCUCCUGCUCGGAAACCUACUGCGGACUUCAUCCCGAGUCGGAGCCGGAGGUGAAGGCGGUAGCUGACUUCCUGAGAAGGAAUAUCAACCACAUCAAAGCUUACAUCAGCAUGCACUCUUACUCCCAACAAAUACUGUUUCCCUACUCCUAUAACAGAAGCAGAAGCAGGGACCAUGAGGAGCUGUCUCUAGUAGCCAGCGAAGCAGCUCACGCCAUUGAAAGUAUUAAUAGAAACACCAGGUAUACGUACGGCAGUGGCUCAGAAAGUCUAUACCUAGCUCCUGGAGGUUCUGAUGAUUGGAUCUAUGAUUUGGGCAUCAAAUACUCAUUUACUAUUGAACUUCGAGAUAAAGGCAGAUAUGGAUUCUUGCUGCCUGAGAGAUACAUCAAACCCACUUGUGCAGAAGCUCUGGCAGCAGUCUCCAAAAUAGCUUGGCAUGUCAUCAGGAACGUUUAAUGUCCUUGCCUCUGCUCUGCGUGGUUUUAUUUUAUAUCAAAUUAUUGAACUAGCUUCUCAGUUUAAACAGGUUCCUUUGUUUUGUCAAAGAAUAAAAAUACAUAGCACUUUGAUCUUAA